CGUUUAUGGAAAUAUAGAACAAAGUAAAAAAGAUAUUGUCGGCAUUUUUAAUGCAUUGCUUAAUUGCAAAACAAUGGUUAAAUUUUGUUGCAUGGGCAAAUUAGUUCUUUGAAUUCAGUGGAAAGUGAACUUCCUAAUAAAUAAAAAUGAAGGUAAUUUUUUGUCUACUGUUUGUGGCUCUAUUCUCUUUCACCACUGCCUCAAAGGACCGUAAAAAUCACCAUGAAAAAGAAUCACCAAUACCUUGCACAUGCGGGGUAUUUUUGACCGGACAGUUUAAAAAAGGGUCCAAGGAUCAGCCCAAAGGUUCACCAGUUCUAACGCAGGAAAUGGACAACUCUUUCAUGAAUAAUUCCGUGGGUACUAGACAGUGCACAAAUAAAUGCUUGGAAGUGAUUAUCAAACACCUUCCAAAAAGCAGCGAAAUAAUCUGUGCAACUGUGGACAGAGAUGUGCACAAGGAAAAAGCCUUUUUAUUCAUAAAAAACCACAGUGACAAGUGGCAUGCCACCCACUUAUCAGCUGGAAGAGAAUUUUGCUGUAAGGAUAAUGAACCUGUAAAAUGCCACAUGUAAAAAAAUAAAUCUUAAAAAAAAA
Brassicogethes aeneus is the source of this 597-nucleotide messenger RNA. The record is from the annotation of a GenBank genome assembly. NCBI's taxonomy places the organism in Eukaryota, Metazoa, Arthropoda, Insecta, Coleoptera, Nitidulidae.